AGGGUUAACCAGCAGCGAAGCCCCGUCCGUCCGUGGAAGGGAAGGAGGUUCCUGAAGCGCAGAAAUGGCGAACGUGGUGCUGGAGUUCAAGGUUUCUGCCGGGGACUCUGAGCCUCAGAGUCGGCCUGUGUUGAUUCUGGGUCAGCAGAACCACCUGCAGGACGUCUGCUGGAGCCAAAUCAAAGGAAAACUGCAGCCGGCUGUUAGCAAAGAGACCUGGAAGGCAGCUCUCGGUGCUCUGAACCCGAACCCCACGGACAGCUGCCCGCUCUACCUGAACCAAGCCGUGGUGGCUGCUCUUCCGUCACGCGUCAGCAGACAUAACAGCCCGGCCUCCGCCCACUUUUUGUUCCGUCUGAUCCGCUCCUGCCUUCCUGGAGGGAACAACCGCUGCAUUGUGGUGGUGUGUGAGCGCUCUGAUGUGUUCGCCUCGGCUUGCGCCAUCGCCAGGGCCUUCCCCCUCUUCACCCGUCGCUCUGCAGCCUCUCGCAGGACGGAGAAGAAGCAUGUGACGGUGGAGUUUGUGGUCGUUGAUGGCAGUCCUCUGGAGGACGCUGAAAUGGGGUGUCUUUCCAAUGCUGCUGAUGGGGUACGGUUGGCGGCUCGCAUUGUUGACACUCCGUGCAACGAGAUGAACACAGACCACUUCCUGGAUGAAAUAAAGGCUGUGGGAAGUGACCUAGGAAUUACUCCAGUUAUCAUUCGAGGAGAGGAACUGAAGCAAAGAGGAUUUGGAGGUAUCUACGGUGUCGGAAAGGCAGCAGAACAUCCUCCUGCAUUAGCAGUGUUGAGCCACACUCCUGACGGGGCGACGCAGAACAUCGCCUGGGUGGGAAAAGGCAUUGUGUACGACACCGGCGGACUCAGCAUCAAGGGGAAGACUACGAUGCCUGGGAUGAAGAGAGACUGUGGUGGAGCCGCCGCCAUUUUAGGAGCUUUUAAGGCCACCAUCAAACAGGUGAGGCAGCAGCCGGGGGGAAAAAGUGAAUUUGGUGGUUGUUUUUUCCAGGAUCGGGAGAACGCCCAGAGUUCCUGCGCCGGCCUCUUCAUCGGUUCCCACCUGGGCUUCGAUUGGCCCGGUGUCUGGGUCCAUGUUGACAUAGCCUCUCCAGUUCAUGCGGGGGAGCGUGCCACUGGGUUCGGCGUCGCUUUGCUCAUGGCCCUGUUUGGCCAGGCCUCUGAUGACUCCAUGUUGAACCAGGUGUCUCCUCUGGGGGCUCCGUCCAACAAGUCAGAGGGCCAGAUGGAGCGGGACUGCAAGAGGCGUAGACUGGUUUAGAGGCGACGCUUCACUCCUCCAACCUCUGCAUGGCUGCCGCCCGGCCGUCGAAGCCCGUCCAGUUAGUGGAAACAUUUUAAAGAGUUUGAUGGAACCUGAUGAGUGAAUAACAGGAUAAUAAGAUGUAGUGUAAAUGAUCAACACUGCCCUCCACUUGUCAUUGUUACUCAUCGGCUCCAUAACUCAUUUCCUUUUUUUUUUCAGUUUACUAUGACAAAGAUUAAAUAUUAGAAAUAAAAUAAAGUUGAUUUAAUUGUUUUCGUAUCAGUCUAUCAAAGAUAAUUGUGUUGAUUUUUUUCUAAAGACUAAGAUUUUAACACCUCGCAGAUUCUUCUUAAACAUCAGCAGGAAGUGUAUUCUUUUAUGUAAAUCAAGGAGUACGCCAUCAUGUCUUACACGUUGUGUUUUUUUUAUUGGAUCAUUAAACUUGUCAGGAACCACCGCACUUUGUAUUAAUGCUAGAUGACAAUGUGAUCCUUGAACUAAGAAGCAUUAAGCACCACCGCAGGUUUUAUCGGUUGGUUUUUGGGAGAAAACAUGUUUUGUAAAUUUCAAAUAUUAUGUCAGUAGCAGUGUUUGUCAGGGUCCUGCACAAUGACGUCUAUCCACAUGUCUGACAAUCAUGUCCUUGUUUCAAAGCAGUGCCAUCAGAGAAAAUUAAUAAAAGAUCUAGUCU
Cyprinodon variegatus (sheepshead minnow) is the source of this 1955-nucleotide messenger RNA. It is a transcript of the gene npepl1, whose product is annotated as aminopeptidase-like 1. The coding region runs from base 65 to 1279 and encodes 404 amino acids. Gene Ontology annotation, cellular component: cytoplasm. Gene Ontology annotation, biological process: proteolysis. The record is from RefSeq and is a predicted model, not a curated record. Gene Ontology annotation, molecular function: metalloaminopeptidase activity; manganese ion binding. The transcript has 9 exons. Lineage: Eukaryota; Metazoa; Chordata; Actinopteri; Cyprinodontiformes; Cyprinodontidae.